AUGUACCACCUGGCCAAGGGCCUCUAUAUGCUGGCCACGAGCAAAGAAGAGUACUCGGUCAUUCUCCUCGGCUUGGACAAUGCCGGCAAGACCACCUUCCACGAGCAGGUCAAGGCCCUCUUCUCGCCCGACCAGCCGGCCGCGCCGCCCAAGCUGCAGACCGUGCCCACCGUCGGCCAGAAUGUGUCGACCAUUACGCUGCCGGACAUGUACAUGAAGCUCUGGGACGUCGGCGGCCAGCUCAGCCUGCGCAAGCUGUGGCAGAGCUACUACCAGAGCUGUCACGCCAUUGUCUUUGUCAUCGACAGCACCGACAUUGGCGACGGCCUGCUGGACGACGGCGUAGCGGUGCCCUCCGCAUCGACGGGGGCAGCAGCAGGAGCAGCAUCGUCCUCCUCGUCGACGGUACCCGGCUCCGCCUCCACCUCCGCGGCGUCGUCGGCGGCGGUGGUGGCGACGGCCGCCGCGACGGUCCCUCUCGGCGAGGCUACGCGUCUCGACGAGUGCCGUGCCGUGCUCGAAGACGUGCUGCAGCAUUCAGACACCGAGGGCGUGCCCCUGCUCAUUCUCGCCAACAAGCAAGACCGCGAAGACUGCGUGGAGGUUGUGCGCAUCAAGGAGGGGCUGGUGAAGAAGGUCUUUGAGGGCGAAAAGGCGUCGAGCAUCCGCGACUCGCGCGUGCUGCCCGUGUCGGCCCUGACCGGCACCGGCGUGCGGGAAGCCGUCGAGUGGCUGCGGUCGCGCGUCAAGUGGAACAAAGAAUCCAGGCCGCCCGUGAUGCGGUAG
Sporothrix schenckii 1099-18 is the source of this 786-nucleotide messenger RNA. RefSeq lists its product as uncharacterized. The transcript has 2 exons. The record is from RefSeq and is a predicted model, not a curated record. Gene Ontology annotation, biological process: intracellular protein transport; protein localization to organelle; Golgi to plasma membrane protein transport. Bases 1 to 786 code for a protein of 261 amino acids. Gene Ontology annotation, molecular function: GTPase activity; GTP binding. Gene Ontology annotation, cellular component: Golgi apparatus. Lineage: Eukaryota; Fungi; Ascomycota; Sordariomycetes; Ophiostomatales; Ophiostomataceae.